AUGACGUUGUAUAAGAGUAAAAGCUGGAGUGUUCGUGAUGAGGUGAAAAGCAAUAAGAAGAAUAAUAAGAUCCAUAUUAAUAGGAUCUUGAUAUCGAUCAAUAUUGUUGGUAGUUCGGGGCCAUUAACAAUUGUGGUUAAUGAGGAUGAUGUUGUUUGUGAUGUUAUUGACAAAGCUCUCAAAUUUUAUACACGUCAAGAAAGAUUACCUGCUUUAAAAUCUGAUGCAUCUUAUUAUGUUUUACACUGUUCAAAUGAUGAUGUUUCUGAUGCUCUAAGUCCAUCUGAAUCUAUAGGAACUUUUAGGACAAGAAAGUUUGUGCUGUCUGAAAAGGAAGCAUCAUCAACAAAGACAGAAGACGCAGGAUCAAAGGGAAGGAAUGGUAGCUGGAAAUCAUUUAGUUUCAAAAAAUUUAGUUUUGCACUACAUUGUGCAGCAGCUAUAGGUGGUGGUAGAGAUUAA
This is a messenger RNA of Vicia villosa (hairy vetch), 462 nucleotides long. RefSeq lists its product as uncharacterized. The transcript is spliced from 2 exons. The coding region runs from base 1 to 462 and encodes 153 amino acids. NCBI's taxonomy places the organism in Eukaryota, Viridiplantae, Streptophyta, Magnoliopsida, Fabales, Fabaceae. The record is from RefSeq and is a predicted model, not a curated record.